Molecule: messenger RNA, 16116 nt
Organism: Pelobates cultripes (western spadefoot toad)
Lineage: Eukaryota; Metazoa; Chordata; Amphibia; Anura; Pelobatidae
Source: the annotation of a GenBank genome assembly
CCCCGCCCCCCGUGUUCAGCGAGCUGGUCGGACUGAGCGGGGACGGGAGGGCAGACAAAGCGAGCGCUGACCCGAUGAAUGGGGGGGAGAGCGGCGGCGGCGGUGAGGGCAUGCGGCGGCGGUGACCCCCCGGCUGACCAGGUGAGUGCGGGGGCCGGGACGGACCGGGAGCGGGUUCGUGGGUUAUCGCACUGCCCCCGGGAGGCUCCAGUUCCGGUUUGAGGUGGGCAGAGGCCUGUAUCCUCCAUACAGCCACACAGCAUGUCAGCAGCCCUGCUCCCCACAGAGCAUGAUCCCCGGCCCACCAUGCUGCCCUGCCCAGCCCUCCCCCGGGGAGAGAUCCCCCCUCCCCCCCCCAUAAUACCUCUAGAUCGUAAGCUCAUGGGCCAACAUGCCAGACACUUACCAUCGGUCUACCUGCAGCAUGUGAUUGCUACACACUACACUGUAGUAUUUGUCGUGUGCUUUCCAUCUGCCUGUAGAAGAUUGUUCUCUCAACUCACCAGUAUUACCUUUAGAUUGUAAGCUCAUGGGCCAACAUGCUAGCCACUUACUAUGGGUUUUUCCUGCAGCAUAUGCGUGCUGCAUACUACACUGUAGCAUUUGUCAUGUGCUUUCCAUUUCCCUGAGGAAGAUUGUUCUCUCCACUCUCAGUUAUUACCUUUAGAUUGUAAGCUCAUGGGCCAGCAUGAUAGCCACUUCCUAUGAAAGUGCAGCAAGUGGUAAGGAUCUUCGCCGCGUACAGUGGUAUGGAAUAUGUUGGCAAUGAUAAUAUGCUGCAGAAUGUAAUCUCUCCAUGGGUUAAAGGACCACUCUAGGCACCCAGACCACUUCAGCUUAAUGAAGUGGUCUGGGUGCCAGGUCCCUCUAGGAUUAACUCCCAUGGUAAUGAUCUUCACAGUGUACAGCGCUACAGAAUAUGUUGCCAGUUAUAAACAUUAAUAUGCUGCAGGGGAAUCAAACCCAAAAUAAACUGCCUGUACGGUUUAGUGGUUUUCCUUGUAGCAUAUGAUUGCUACAUGUUAGAUUGCAGCAUUUAGCAUGUGCUUUCCAUCAGACUGAGUAAGAUUCUUGUCUACACUCUCCUGUAUUGCGUUUAGAUUGUAAGCUCGUGAGCCAUCAUGCUUGCCACUUCCUAUGAAAGUGCUGCAAAUGGGCUUUACGCCUAUGAUAAGGAUCCUCAAAUUGUACAACUCUACGGCAUAUGUUGGCAGCUAUACAUAAUAAUAUGCUGCAGGGGGGAAUCAAACCCAAACCAAACUGCCUCCAUGAGUUAAUUUCACGGUAGCAUAUGAUUGCUACAUACUAGAUUGAAGCAUUUGUCAUGUGCUUUCCGUUAGCCUGAAGAAGAUUGUGUGUUCAUGAACACAUGAUGGCUUUAGCCACCCUAAAAUGGGUAAUAGUUAACUUCUGGCCUUGCGUCUUUAUGAUGCCCAAGUAGUACGGGUACAGUAAUGGUAACUGUGCACACUGCACACCCAUUUGAAUGUGAAUAGAAUUGAAAGGGACAUGGACCGUAUUGUCACUCCCAGUAGUGCCUUCACUCUACCUCUAUCCUAUAGAUACAAUGUAAGGGUAUUAAUGCAACAUGUCAGGUGCAGUAUUGUACAUAAGUACAUGCAGGUAAAUAGAGUAUGUUUCAUUUUGUCUGAGUUCUAAAUAUGCUAAACUACUAUGAACAGGAUCCACCCAUUUGCUGAAAACAUUGGACCUUAAAUUUAGACCCAAAUUUAUACCUAAUCUUGAACUGCCAACUUGUUUUAAUUUAGUUCAAAUAACUUCAGUGAAAUAAGAUGGAACCACAUCUAAGGACUGUAGAAGAACUAUAUCUAAGCCAUGAUCUUUCUAAUUUAACAAAUGCAAACAUCAAAUUAUAUAAUUAUAUUAUUCACCUUUACUUAUUCUAGUGUGAUUAUAACACUCCGCUAUGGCUAGUCUACGGCAGUGUAAUUUUAAAACUCCAUCCACUAUGGCUAGUUCUCUGCAAUGUUUGUGCCUUUAACCAAGUCACAUUUGCAGUAUUUGGGCGGUCUCUUCUCCUUAUUAAACAUCCUAUGUGGUGGUAAAAUAAAAACAUAUUCUAUUAAAAGAACACUAUAGGCACCUAAAUUACUUAAGCUAAAUAAAGCAGUUUUAGUGUAUUGAUCAUUCCCCUGCAAUUUCACUGCUCAAUUCACUGUCAUUUAGGAGUUAAAUCACUUUGUUUCUGUUUAUGCAGCCCUAGCCACACCUCCCCUGGCUAUGAUUGACAGAGCCUGCAUGAAAAAAAAACUGGUUUCACUUUCAAACAGAUGUAAUUUACCUUAAAUAAUUGUAUCUCAAUCUCUAAAUUGAACUUUAAUCACAUACAGGAGGCUCUUGCAGGGUCUAGCAAGCUAUUAACAUAGCAGGGGAUAAGAAAAUCUUAAUUAAACAGAACUUGCAAUAAAGAAAGCCUAAAUAGGGCUCUCUUUACAGGAAGUGUUUAUGGAAGGCUGUGCAAGUCACAUGCAGGGAGGUGUGACUAGGGUUCAUAAACAAAGGGAUUUAACUCCUAAAUGGCAGAGGAUUGAGCAGUGAGGCUGCAGGGGCAUGUUCUAUACACCAAAACUGCUUAAUUAAGCUAAAGUUGUUCAGGUGACUAUAGUGUCCCUUUAAUUAUGAAUUGAAUAAGAUGGAUAGAACUGUUGUAGAAUGUGUGUUCUGCAUUCGCCAAUCACUCUUUUGGAUAUAUGUAGCGGACAGCUUCAUUUGUAAAAUAUAGAGUACAAGACUUUACACCAUUAUUUGAAAUUAUUAUUAUUGCCAUUUAUAUAGCGCCACAGAUUAUGUAGCACUUUACAAUAUUAUGAGAGGGGGUAUUAAGCUAUAAAUAUGACAAUUACAAGAAAACUUACAGGAACGAUUGGUUGAGGAGGACCCUGCUCAAAUGAGCUUACAGUCUACAGGGGGUGGGUUGUUAAACACAAUUGUCCAGUAAAUAGCAAUUAAAAUAGGUUGGAGUGAAGCAGAGCUGAAGGAGAGCGUAGAGUGCUGCCCUUUAUAAGAGAGCAAGAGACAGGUAUGUGAGGUAGAGGUUACUUUGGCAUGCCAUAAGUUUUCCUAAAGAGAUGGGUUUUGAGGCACCCACGAGAAGUUCUGCAAGCGUGAGUUGGCCGUACGGGUGCGAGCAGUGGACAGGAGAAGGUCACGGGCAGAGCGGAGAGACCGAGAAGGGGGCAUACCUACGGAUCUGUGAUGAGAUAUGAGGGGCUAGAAUUGUUCAAUGCUUUAUAGCUAUGGGUUAGAACUUUGAAUUGACUCCUAUAGGAUACAGGAAGCCAAUGUAAGGACUGACAAAGGUGUGAGAGGACCGACUACAGAGGAAAAUCAGUCUGGCGGCAGCAUUCAUUACAGACUGUAGCGGGGCAAUACGGUUUUUGGGAAGACCAGUUAGGAGAGGGUUACAAUAAACAGUAGGGAGAUUAUAAAUCUAAUGUUUUAAAUCGGUCACUUUUUUUCUGUCUUGCUUUCAUUUUUUGCUUCCUGUCAUUUUUUGCUUCAAUAGCAUUUUCCCACCAUUAUUAAUUUGGCAGUUAUUUGAAAUAACAAUUUCUGCGAAACUGGUAGAAUUUACUACAAAGAAAAUUGUCACUUUCUAGAUCACUUUACUAAAUGCGAUCAACAUAAUGAGGGGAUUUAAACAUCGCUUAUCUGAAUGCUUUAAUAAUUAUCUAGCCAAUGUUUUGAUUUACAUUGGUUGUAUUCCAGAUUAAAUGUCUAUAGAUUGUUUACUGGCAUGGUGAGCAUAAAAGGGCAGGUUUGCAAAGCCUUAUUUUUGCAGCAGGUUGCGGAUUCUAAUAAGCCUUCAGGUUUAAAUAUCCUAUUCGUGGCGUGAGUAUGUUGCAUAUUUUUGAACAGUAAACAUUGUCAAACUAAGGGUCUUUUUAGAAUUGUCAGUGAGUGUCGCAGCGUGUUUUCAUCUUAUAUAGGGGUCUUUGUCAAUAUAAGACUCAUACAGGGUCAAAAUGCUUCUGGAUUUCUCUUUGUGUUUAACGAAUACAGCUCACUUCAAGAUUUCACAGAAUGGUUGUGGAGGUCCUAAUCGGGCAGUGCACCACGGUUGGCGAGCCUUUCUGCUGAUUUUUACAGGCUAUGUAUUAACAGCAACAUAAAUGACCCCACAGUCACUGUUUGUUUUGUAUUCUGAAACCACACGCUGAGAAUCCUCUUUGUCAGACCAGUUAAACACAUUUUACUUGCUGUUAUCGUGAAUCUGACAACAGCAAAUAUUCAGUUGUGAUCCACAAGAGCAUUGUAAGCUUGUUUAUGUUUUGUCCGUUCAUGUAGAAGUACUUGUGGACUAGUGAACAAAGUUUAACGUUUGUUUGCCUACUCAUUAAUAACACCAAAAAAACCUGCAAGCAGGUUGUCUAGUUUCCAUUGACCACCACAGGUAUGUGCUCAGCCCUUUAGUUUGGUUUGAGCCAGUCUUCUCUAUUGUUCCUCUUGUAUGAGGAGGAGGGGAGGACGAGACUGUUCAAGACACAUCUUCAUGUUUCACCGGAUCACUGUCCAGAUCUUCUGAAAGGAAAUAAGUAGGCAAGGGGUGGAGAGACAAUUUGAACCAUUUCAUUUUCAACAAAAGCUUCUCUUAAGUUAAGCAUUGAAUUCCGCUUGUUACUCUACGAUCCUAAAGGUUUGCUACAAUGAUGCAGGUGUGAUCGCACCAGUAUUGUAGACUGAAAUGUGUUUGUUAGUUUUUUUGUUUUUUUUGUUGUUUUUCUUUUUAUCAAAAAGUACAUGGUUAUCAAAGAUAACUACACAUGCCAAGCAACAGGAAGUGUGUGGGGAGGGAGAUUAUCAGGGAAACAGACACAGCUAGUCCAAAAAAGAUCACAUAAGGUGAAUUACCACCCUGUGUUUAGCUUUCAGGGGUUAAGUGAUUGUGUGGGCAGUUUCUGUAAAACUGCUUUACAAGCUGAAGUGGGGAGCGAGUGAUGUAUUCUAGAAUUAGUUUAUGAUUUUAUUAACUGCAUUUAAUAGAGGCAGGUACUAAGGCAAAACAUGAACUUAGGACUUGCUUCAGAAACUUCUGAGAGCCGUAGUAUAAUUAUCAAAGGUCUAAAGUAGCAUUACAUAUGAACUGGUGGUUGUAUGACUACCCUUUUAAUCUUUUAUUUUUUUAUCUUUGUUGUCCUUCUGCCUAUUCAGUGGAGUUUGUCCUCUUAGUCAAGUUUGUCUGGUUGUGUUGUACUCGCAGGCAUGUUUUAAGAGGCCUAUUACAUCAUUUUUAUUAUAUUUGGUCUUCACCUUGCUAAAUUCCACAACUGUAUGAUUUCUUGACUUCCUUUCUUUUAUUUUAUUUAGUCCAGAUUGCUUAAUAUUACCUGCUGCUUAGCUGUUGAUUUUGGGUGCAGUUGGACAGUUGGAUGAGCUUUCAUAUCUCAUCAGAAAAGUUUUUCCACAACCUCUUCUUGGCAAAGUUUAAAUACAAUUUUAUCAUGACAGUCCUGGCACGUCGUGUGUGUAUGUGUGUGUUUAUAAUUAUUUUGGUAAUAAUUUAGAGCUGGAGUGUAACUUUAGCUUAAUGAAGCCGUUUUGGUGUAAGAUCAUACCUCUGCAGUCUUAUUGCUCGAUUCUUUGUCCGUUAGUAUUUUACUUGAUAUGAGUACCUCUGGGGGCCUUGUGGCAUCAUAACUUAAUUUAGAUGAAGUUGUUUUGAUGCCUGUAGUGUCCCUUUAAACCUCUAGUUCUACAACAGUUAGAGGUAGUUGACUUUUUGUCAACCUCUGAUUUAAAGGAAGGUUAUAACUUGUAGUUUGGCUAAGCGCCAUGAGAGAUGGUGGCCUACCAGUUGACUAUCCCAUAAUACAUUGCUUGCAGUUUAAACCCUUGUAAUGAACCCUGUCAGGUGCAAAUAGUGAAAUCUAACCCAUGGGCUAAUCUGGUUGAACCAUAGACCACAACUAUCUGAUAUACACUAUAAAGAUAGAAUUUCAAACUUGAAUUUCUGAAUGAAAUGUGGUUUGUACCAAAGAAGUAAACUUUUUUUUUUUUUUUUUAAUAUAUGCAGUGUUUGAAGUAUUUAUUGAAUAUUGCAUUGCUUCAGGAGCAGUGAACUGUUCAUACAUUCCAAACUGAUUUUUUACUCUUUGUACGCUUGCUCCAUUUACCUUUGGGAAUAUUAUUAUUUAAUAUGGGAUUGUUAGACAAUGUAUCUCCACAGCUUAUAAUAAGUCAAAAUUCUUUAGUUAUCUUUAAUUUGCCUUUUUAAAACACUGUAAUCCAAAAAUAUGCAGAAUUUAGAACACAAACGUGUAAUGUAUGGGCAAUGAAAAAAACUAAAGGAUGAGCAAAAAUCCCAAAUAAACUUAAAUAUAUCUGCCUGUCUGUCAGAACUGUGAUUAUUUUUAUCAAUUAUCUUGGUGAGUAACACACAGGGUUAUUUACUAAAUUGAGAAUUCAAAGUGAAAUGCAUAUUUAAAGGGUUAUUUCAAGCACAUUGGCUACGUCAGGGUUUUGAAGUAGUCACGGUGGCUAGUAUCUGUAUGUGCCGCAUUUUGCUGUAGUGGUUAUGUUGCUUGGAGUAACAAUGCCGGAGUAGGCUAACUGGAAGCAUAGCUGAAAUGUUCUUGGAAUUCUCCCUUUUUUAGAUAUCCCUGACUGUUGUAAAUUGCAGAUACAGUGUCGAAUUUCUGAUGGUUUAGUAAAGUGCAGAAAUAUCUGGUUCAGUAGUUGAUCUAUAUAUUGCUCCAACAAGGUGAGACCUUGGACUUUGCAGACAUUUAGAAUGAAGAUCCUCAGGCAAAGUAAACCUCUUAUUGAAUGUGUUCACUAAGACGGACAGUGCCUAAAGGCCUUUUGGACAAUUACACCAUUUGCAUUUGUAUUCACUAAUAUACACAAUGCCUAAGGAUCUUCUCUGUAUGGUUGGCCAGUGCAUUCAUGUCUUUAACAAAGUAAGCCACUGGAUAGGCACGCCCAUUAAGCAGAUCUUUAAAAGUUGGAAAACGUGUUCUAUGGGGGUCACAGGUCUGCCUCUUAGUGUAUUUUCCUUGUUUCUUUUGAGUCCUGGAAAUAUCACAAACAAAUCUAUAGAUUUCGAGAUUAUUUGGAAGCGGUAUUAAUCUGGGCAGCGGAUCUAUGCCUUGGUUGUUGUACAGAGUAAUUUACUAAAACGUGACCUGGGGGAAUUCGAAGUGAAUUGCAAAUGUUGGGCUGAAAGUAAGUGAAAAACUGAAAACAAAUCUCAAAGCCAGCUAAUGUUUUCCAUUGUUUUUGAUUUGAAAUGCACUUUGAAUUACAGACAGUCCUAGUGAAUAAGCCUGGUGGUUUUUACUGUUGGAGACUAAAGUAGUCAAUGAAAUUAAGUUUGCCAUCGCAUGCUGUAGUGUCAUACUCCUUCACUGAUACACUAGGGCCUAGCUUGAACCAUUAAAGGCUCUGUAUAUAGUCAUCUGCCAAACAGAUUAUCAUCCAUUUAUUGAUUCAGGAUUUCUCCAAUGAACUCCCUUCCGGCAAUCUACAGUCAUACUGCUUAAAACAUUACUCCACUCCAGCCUAUGCUUGGCGUAACACAUGGUAAUCCGAGACCUGUUUGCUGCUGUGCAGUCAUACAAAUUCCAAAUACUUUUGCUGCUUGGAACAGCAGUUUGAAAGUGGAACAGUGAGUGUGGCUCAGAGGACCUGGUUAUUGUGAUGAUUACAUAACUUGUGUUGUAUAAAAUACAGCUCAAAGUUGCCCUCUGGCUUCUAGUCACUUUUUGUGACUGUUUUUCUUUAAUCAAUGAGAAAAUGCUCCAAGAUGCAUUUGUUUGCCUGUGAUCAGCUGUAUUGAUCAUGUAUAUGUAUAUCCUCCUGAAUUCUUCAAUAUAAACUACAGGAGGACAAAUAUCAGCCAGUUCUUUGUUUUAGUGAUAAUUAAAGUAGGUAAAUCACUUUCGUUGAUAAAUGGGUGUUCACUGAAAAGCUUUUAUUUCAUUUAUUUUUAAUCAUCAUGCUUAUUUUAUAAGGCAAGUAGAUUGAAAAGCGGUAGAUCUCAGUGCUAUAACAGGAAGCGUGAAGAUAUGACGCAUCAUGCACAAACUCACGAGUUUUCUAGUAGAAAGUUGUAGGUGGCAGGUAUUGCAUUAUUGAUUUUGGUAGUUCCUAGUUUGAAUCUUAAUUAGAGGAGCUACAUGCUAAUGGACAGUUAAUUGAUGAGCAGUUAGGCUUUUUGUAAUUGCCAAGCAUGGUGUCUAUGGAAGUCUUUGUAGUCCGAAAGACUGUAUAUUGUGUAAUUAAAGCAGUGAACUAAGGGCUUGGUUCUGUGGCAGUGAUUAGAGCAGAGAGUAAGUUAAGGAUUGUGGUGUUUGGCAUCUAGACUGUGUGUGCUGCUUGAAAUGCUGAAAUAAGAUUUUAGAAAAGAAACAGAUGGGAAGGCGCAGUGUAAAUACGGUGGGAAUUAGUGAGUAAUCAUGGUGAAAUGGAGAAACCCAGGUGUGCAUGUUGAGACAGAACAAAAAAUGCAGAAACCUUAUAGGGGUGUGAGCAGCGUAAAUCUCAAGUGACCGUGCUUUGUCAAAUCCUGUAUCCAAUGACAUCGCUGUAUCAGUGUUACUUCUGUGAGUGUGCAUCAUUAGAGAUGGUUUGAAAUCACAUAUUGUCUGUUUCAUUUAUAUGUUCAUUUUGCCUUAUACUGUACGUAUGGGUAACCUUUAAUACUACUAUUUUUCUUGUAUUCUUGCAGGUGCUGCAUUUGGACCAAUAUGACAGGUUACUAUUUGUGAUGAGCUUAUGCAGAGUCCUUUAGUCAAGUGAGUUUUUUUUUUUUUUUUUUUCAUUCUUUUGACCGUUUGUGAUGCCUGCCACUUUGGGUUUUUUGGUACACUUCAGGCAAGGGGGGGGGGAAAUAACAUUUGAAUACACUAUAUAUUGUGCUCGAUAAAACCAGGGUCAUAUGUAGGUAGUGGAAAUGCACUCAACCCUUCGUCCUGGAAUCCUGGGUGCUGCACUGGAUAAGUCCCAGUACCAAAAGGACUAAAUAUGAAGUUUGAAUGUAGAAAAUAAUCCAGGCACUCCAAAGAAUUCCAAAGAAUAGGCAGUUUUAUUGGAACCAGGAACCAGAAAACAAUGUUUCGACCCCUUAGGGGCUUUGUCAAGCUUGACAAAGGCCCUAAGGGGUCGAAACAUUUUCUGGUUCUUGGUUCCAAUAAAACUGCCAUUUCUUUGGAGUGCCUGGAUUAUUUUCUACAUUCAAUAAAUCCAGGGUAUCUUAAUGACACAAAAACGGAACCUAGUACCAAACAUUUGCCCUCCUGUCAAGAUAGUUCCACACAUCUUCUCUGAGUGCUUCUUAUCAACAAUGAGAAGUGAGAGGGGACUGGAGGUCUAUCUGUGGUGUUGGUGUAAGAGCUGUCUUCCUCUGUAUCGUGUGGCAACAGAGAAGAAUAUCCUCGACUAAAAUCGUGACCAAUUGCUCUGAAAAGACCUGCAAUGGCAUCACAUGCUCUUGGUACUAUUUCGGAAUGUAGCACUCUGUAGAGACAGCAUGGUUCUGAACUAGACCCUGGGUACAGAGCUAUUGUCCUCCCAUCUUUUCUCUCAGAUCAUCACCUGUAAAAAAAUAAAAAAUAAAUUCUAGGGUUAUUUGUCAUACAUUUUUUGUGUGUGCAUAUGCGUAUGCAUUUUUAUUUGAAGACUUUCACAAAUCUUUCAAGUAUGGCUGUCCAGUAGAGAUUGAGAUUGCACACUUCCAUGGAACAGAGUCUGGUGUUCAGAAAACCCAACAAGAACACAUUCUCAGCAUUGAAAAAAAUAAUAAUUAAUGAAGACAAAACACAAAAGUCAAGAGAAAUAUAUAGGGAUACCUUGUUUUGUGUGUAUAUGUAUAUAUAUAUAUAUAUAUAUAUAUAUAUAAUUUUUUUUUUUAAAGCUUGUAGAUUCGACACAAAUUUUUCCAGCUAACUAAGUAUGUGGUUUGCCCAACACGUUGCUUUUUUGUAAUCCCUUAAUAAAUAAAAAGGAUUUAUGCUUUUAUUAAGUGUUCUUGCAUAGCAAGACCACUUAAUGUUAUCUCACAUAUAUAUUGUUCUUAUUCUUAUUAUAGCCAAAUUUACCACCCUAACUCCUCCCACAGUUUUUACACUACAUAGACAGUAAUAUACCGAAAUGUGCGGAUUGUUCUCGAUCGGAUUGCUAUUACUUUGUGGAACGUUUCGCCGAAUGGUUCACGGAAUAUCGUUGUUCUUGUGGGGAAAUUGGUCCCAUAGGAAUGAAUGGCAAAAUGUUCAAAACUAGAGUGGGAGCUGGCAAAAGCUGAAAAAUCAGGACCACUCCCUCAUUUUCAAGCCCACCUACACAAAAUAUAUAUCAAAACGUUCAGCUAUCCCUGCUGCCACUAAUAAUGUCCACGGCUAAGCCAUAGUCCUGAUAGUUUUCACGAUAUGACCAUGUGUUUGCAACUCACGCUGCCCAUUGACAUUCAUUGAAACUCCACUCCAGCCAGCUUAAAUUUGAAGGGCAAUUUCUAAACUGCGACGGUGCCUACAUGUUUAAUACUUCAGAGACAUACUAUGCAUCAAAAUGUAGGUCUGGGUCUUGUGAUUCUCACAAUAUAAAGCUCUUCGCUGUAGGAUUUAUAGUUUUUUAAAAUACGACCGUUUGAAGAUGGCAACCGCCAAAAUACUCUGACCUGUGCCGGGCUGGAGCAGCAAGUGAUGUCAUGGACAGGGCCUUUUGUACACCUGCUAAUGUUUUUAUAAAUGUAUGGUUUAAUGUAACUGUGCAACAACGUUGCAAUUAAAUGUGCCAUAUAAUGAUAACAGUUACUCCGCCCACUCCAGUUGUAGACUACUGGUGGAGGCAAGAACACUUCACACAGUUUCCCCAGAAAUUUUAGCUUUUCUAGUUUUUGUUUUUCUUGUUGGAGUGCAUUCAAUUAUCAGGGGUUUUUCUUUUUUAGUAUUUAAUUUAAAGGGACAAUAUGGCACCCAGAGCACUUCAGCUCAUUGAAGUGGUCUGGGUGCAGUGUCCCUGUCCCCUUAACCCUGGGCAGAUAAAUAUUGUAGUUUUUAAGAAACUGAAAUAAUUACCUAGCUAGGCUAUCUACCAACCCUCUACUAGAGGGACUUCCGGGUAUGUAUGAGGACUUCCAGCGUCACCCGAAACCCAAAGGAAAGCAUUGUGUAAUGCUUUUCUAUAGAGGAAGUCCUAAUGUGAGCACAGCCAUUGCCGACAUCAGAGGAGCAGAGGCGGAACCUGAACCAACGCCAAGGGACAUUGGCGCUGGAAUCAGUAAAGUCACAGAAAAGGUUUCUAAUCCCUUCUGCAGCACGUAAGAGGUCCGCAACUGAGAGGGACAUCAUAGGGAGCUAAAGUGCCAGGACGACAGCUUUGUUUUCCUGGCACUAUAAUUUUCCUUAAAGGAUUAGUAAUUUUUCACCCCCUGAACAACCUGUGAGGACUUGCGUGCCCUACUGUGAUGAGUAUUGGACUAACUCUGCAAUAAUAAGCUGUGGUGGUAGUGAUGGAUCAUUUUUUGUCCUUUGUGCAAAUUGUUUUUGUAGACAUGAAUACGAGCUACUUGGGCAUCCUUGUGUACAUGUGCAGGACAAUCAGAAAUCUAACUGGGUAAACAGGAUCAAUCUUCUCCAGAAUCAUUAAAACUCAAAUUGAACUAUAAUUCUGGAAUUGUCUGCCUUAUGGCUCGACAAGAUCACCAUAAUGUUGAGAAAUCACCUUUCAGCACAUGCCUAUAGUAGUGAAGUCCAUUGCAGCUGUAGUGCCCUGAAUUUCUACCAACUUAUAUUAUAAGUCAUGCAUAUAAUAUAUGUGGACAAUAAGAGAUGCAACAAAUCAUGCCUAUCUUUUAGAACCAGACUAAACAUAUAAAGACUAUUUGUUUAUGAAACACUGAUAGAUCUGCUUAAAUUUUUAUGUAUCAGUUGCAAUAUUUUGAUGUUAAAAUGUGUUUCUCUUUAACUACAUCACAUGCUUCUUACACUUUUUUUUUUUUCAACUUUCUUUAUUUACUAGAUGGUUUCUUCAGAAUUCUCAGGAUGGCUGUAAUCGUACUGGUGUAGAAACUGUCAAUUUAUUCAUUACCCUGCCAAGAACAUUCCACCAAACUUGUAGGAGAUAUGUAUUGUUCACAGCAGCUAAGCAUUGAAGAAAUCUCACUCCGCAACACAGAAACUUUGCAUUUCUCCCCCUAGUUAAGUGUAUUGGAAUUUCAUAUGAGCAUUCUUCCUUUAUUUUUUUUAAACUUUACUUUUUAAAAUGGAUGAGAUGGAAAGUAACCUUUCUUCGGAUAAGAGCAAUGUCAAAGAAGAACAAGAAGACGAUUUAAACUGUGACCUAGAUAAUGUGCACAUAAAAAUGGAACCUGAUGAUCCGAAACAAACAGAAAGCAGUGAUGAACAUGAAGAUAAAGAACACUGUGCUGAAAAUUCAAAUACCUUUUUGUCCAAUGAAAAUGACGAUGACUAUGGUGCCCUGUUUUCCCAGUAUACUACUACACUCUACGAUGCUGCAAUGGAGGCUGUUACGCAAAGCAUCAUUACAAAUAAGAACAUCAGCAAUCGGAAAAAAUCUCCAGCCUGGAACCAUUUUUUUAUUUCUCCUCGGGACAGUACCAAAGCAAUAUGCCAUUACUGUAUGAAAGAGUUUAGCAGGGGAAAAAAUGAAAAAGACCUUAGUACAAGUUGCCUCAUGAGACACGUAAGAAGGGCUCACCCUAGAGUCCUUGUCUCUGAUAAUGAAAAUAUGCCAGGUAUAUCAUCCUACUCUCCUCCUACGUUACUUCUACCUCCGCAGCCUCCAGAUGUUGUGGAAACGAUUGCGACUCCUACAAAAAUUAGGAAGCUGUCUUCAAAAAUUUCACCCACAGAAAAGUUGGUGGAAGACUCAGUUGCCGUCUUAUCCUCAGAUGAGAUGUCUUCAGACUUGUCCAUUUCAGAUAAAAUUAGCAAAGAGGAUGUUGCUGUCAUUUCUCCAGGGUCUUUACCUAACAACCAAUGUGAUGAUACAGGGGAAAACCUGACAGAAAAAAGUAUUCCAAUUCAGAAAAAUUCAUCUGGUUCCAGAAGACGUUCUGCAGUCUGGAAGCACUUUUAUUUAUCUCCAUUGGAUAAUUCAAAAGCUGUUUGUAUUCACUGCAUGAAUGAAUUCAGCAGAGGGAAAAAUGGAAAGGACCUUGGUACAAGUUGUUUAAUAAGACACAUGUGGAGAGCACAUCGUUCAAUUGUUUUACAAGAAAAUAGCAGUGGAACAAAUUUGCCACCUCCAUAUUCUGUGCCACCAACACUGUUACCAUCUCUUUUACCCACUGAUUGUGGAGAGAUCAGUUCUGCUGCGGUCUCUCCUGGCAAAAUCAUAAAAGAAUCUACUUCAGAACCUUCAUCUCCAGAUAGGGUAUCCAAGGACCUACAAUGCAAUGCCCCUAAUGGUGACUUAUUAAUUGAUGAUGGAGCAGCAGUUCUACGUUCCUCCACAAAUACUGUGGAUUCAUUGAUGUCUUCUCCUGAAAAACUUAACGAGAGUGCUACAGCAUAUGAGCCACCCAUCAUUUCUCCUCAAAAUAAAAAAGUUAUGAAACGGCUGAAAUCUGAAGUAUGGCACCAUUUUUCAUUAUCACCAAUUGAUAACUUGAAAGCAAUUUGCAGAUAUUGCAAUUGUAUGAUCAGCAGGGGUAAAAAGGGUGAUUUGGGAACCAGCUGUUUAAUGAGACAUCUUUACCGAAGACAUCCAGAAAUACUAUUAAACCAAAAAAGCUUUAUGGAUGUUGGUUUAGCUAAUUCACCUUACGCUACAUUGGCCUCUGCGGAGUGCUCUUCUUCAAAAAUCCCAGAAUUGCCGACAGUAGUGACUCGCGAUCAGAUUGUCUUACCUACAAACAGCAAGAAGACCUCAAAACUGUGGAAUCACUUCUCAAUUUGUUCAGCAGAUUCUACUAAGGUUAUAUGCAUGCACUGUGGGCGCACAAUUAGCAGAGGGAAAAAACCGACCAAUUUAGGCACUAGCUGCCUCCUGAGACAUUUACAGCGCUUCCACAACAAUGUACUGCAAAAUAACGGUGUUCCAGACACAUUACCAUCAGCAGAUGGACACACAUCUAUAAACACAGACCUAACAGCCACCUCCUCAUUUGACGAAACCAAUGACAAAUUUAGUGACUCUCACCCAGUUGCCAAAAAAAUCACAAGUCUUGUAGCUGAAAUGAUGGCACUUGAUCUUCAGCCAUACUCAUUUGUAAACAAUGUUGGUUUUAACAGACUGCUUGAAUACCUUCAACCUCAAUACUCCUUACCAUCCGCUUCUUAUUUUUCCACAACUGCUAUUCCAGAUAUGUAUGAAAAUGUGAAACAGGUAAUCUCCUCACAAUUGAAAGAAGCAGAGGGUGGUGUAAUUCACUUCACAGCUGGAAUCUGGAUGAGUAGCCAGACACGGGAAUAUUUAACACUCACUGCUCACUGGGUAACAUUUGACUCUUCCUUCAGGCCACACAGCAACGAUUACCAUUGUUCAGCACUUCUACAUGUAUCACAGAUUGACUGUGACUACAAUGGGGUCAGCGUUCAAAAACAUCUGGAAUAUUUAUGGGACUCGUGGAUCACCUCAUUCGGCCUUAAAAUGGGCAUCACUGUAACAGAUAAUCAUAGCAUAGGGAAAACAUUAAACGAGAGUGAACAUUCAAGUGUGCAGUGCUUUGGCCAUACUGUGGAUCUUAUUGUAAAUGAGGCAAUUAAGAGUCAACGAAUGGUUCAAAAUCUUCUGAGCAUUGCAAGAAAGAUCUGUGAACGUGUUCAUCGGUCAACGAAAGCAAAAGAAAAAUUGUCAGAGUUGCAAAAUGAAUAUGGACUGCCUCUGCACUCACUCAUUCAAGAUGUUCCUUCAAAGUGGAAUACGUCAUUUCAUAUGUUGGAGAGGCUGAUUGAGCAGAAGAGGGCAAUUGAUGAAAUGUCCAUUGAGUGCAACUUCAGGGAGUUAAUAAGUUGCGAUCAGUGGGAAGUGAUGCAGUCUGUCUGCCAUGCUCUGAAACCUUUUGAAGCAGCCAGGAGAGAAAUGAGUAUGCAUAUGGCUACCUUAAGUCAGGUGAUUCCGAUGAUCCAUAUACUAAAUCGAAAGAUAGAGAUGUUGUUUGAGGAAACAAUGGGAAUUGAUACAAUGUUGAAAUCCCUUAAAGAAGCCAUGGUUUGUAGACUAUCAUCAACUCUUCAUGAUCCAAGAUACAUUUUUGCAACUCUCUUGGAUCCUCGGUACAAGGCUUCCUUAUUUGCAGAGGAGGAGGCCGAGGAAUAUAAACAAGGAUUAAUCAGGGAACUGGAACUACUAAAUUCUACCUCAGAUGACAUGCCUGUUCUUAAUGGGUGUCUCAAAAGUUCACCACCUAAAACUAAUGUUGAAGAAAAUAUUUGGUCGCUUAUGGCUAACCUAAAAAAAUCGAAAACUAUAAAGGAAAAGUUACCCGAAGAUAUUGUGUUUGCUUAUUUGGAAGAGGAAGUGCUUGAGCACAACUGUGAUCCUUUAACUUACUGGAAUUUAAAGAAAUCUUCAUGGCCUGCUCUAUCAAAGCUAGCUGUUCGAUUUCUAGGUUGUCCCCCAAGCAUUAUUCCUCCUGAGCGGCUGUUUAACACCUCAAAUGAAAAUAGUCAUUUUAACCAAACUCGGUCAAUGAUGGAACAUUUCGAACAGCUCAUCUUUUUGAAAGUUAAUCUUCCUUUAAUUUACUUUCAGUAUUGAAACCAACCAAUUGUCAGGUGAAAACUAUUGUUGCUUACUGAAUAAUUAACUGGUUUUUUUCUAAGUUUUUAUUAAAUUGCUCCACAGGGGUCAUGUAAGACAUCCAAUCAGUAACUGUAAUUUUUUUAAUUACGUUCCAAUGUUUUCGCUUUAAAUAUAGUCUACAUGUGCCUUACUCAGUUUUUCAAUCGGCCAGAUCUUGUACAUAUCAUUUUUUAUUUUAUUUUUUCCUGUUUGUUUUUAACCUUAGCAAGUCUCUUGUUUUUAUUUUUGUUUUUAUAAUUCUUAAAGAAAAGUAGGUUUUAGUCUUCAUAUUUGUAAAUACAUAUGUAAAAAGUGAACUUUGUUUGUUAUAAUAGAACGGCAAAAAAAAGAUGUAAACAGUUUUAUUUUGUAGUUUUUCUCUUCAAUUAUAUAUAAAAAAUUUAAAGGUAC